CAAGUCCCUUUAAAACAGCUUUGAUCAAUCCUAAAAUAAUAGGCGCCCCAUUGCGUGCAGAAGUCUACCGUCUUUAUCAUAUUAUGUCACAGAAUAUAAACGGAGGAGCUACGCGUAUCGGAUAAUGUCUCCAAUAAAUGCAAAAUAAUAAUAAUCAAGCUAACAAGAGUGGCCAAUGAGGUAGUAAGAGCCACGAAGUCCCAGGAGGCAGAGGAGUAACAGCAAUGGCUCUUUCAAUGCCAGUGAAGCCCAGGAGCUUGGCCUCACCCCUCUCCCCACAUCCUUCUCUUUACAAAUUCAAUGCAUUUUCACUUGCUCUCAUUAAUCCCUGCAAAGUCUUGUCCUUUAGUUCCACACCCACUUCCCAUAAACAUCCUACCAUGGUCAGGAAAUAUGGAAGACAAGGCUCAUCUACAAGUCGAAAGUUGCAGAUUAUUUGCCAGAAGAGAGCUCGUGGCAGAUCCAAAGAUGACACAAACACUUCAGAUGUAGAUGGUGGCAAAGGAGACGUUGGUAGGUCCCAACAAACAACAUACAAAUCUCUUUCACUUGGAUUACAAAAGCCGGAGAAGAAGAACCUCUCCUAUGACUUGAAAGAUGGACAGGUUAUUGAUGCGGAUGGUCUACAGGCUGCUUCUUUUCUUCAUGCAGUUGUAAAGGUUUACUGCACUCAUUCUGAACAUGACUAUUCUCUUCCUUGGCAAAAGCAAAGGCAGUAUACAAGCACUGGCAGUGCUUUCAUGAUAGGAGGACGGAAACUGCUGACAAAUGCGCAUUGCGUUGAGCAUCAUACACAAGUCAAAGUGAAGAGGAGAGGAGAUGACACAAAAUUUGUAGCUACGGUAUUGGCCAAAGGUGUAGAGUGUGACAUAGCUCUACUUUCAGUCGAGAGUGAAGAGUUUUGGCAGGGGACUGAGCCACUUUGUUUUGGACGUCUUCCAUGUCUCCAGGAUGCAGUAACUGUUGUAGGUUAUCCACUUGGAGGAGAUACCAUUUCAGUUACUAAGGGUGUAGUUUCACGUAUUGAGGUGACAUCAUAUGCACAUGGAGCUGCGGAUCUAUUGGGUAUCCAAAUUGAUGCUGCAAUAAAUUCUGGAAACAGUGGUGGUCCUGCUUUUAAUGAAAAUGGAGAGUGCAUUGGUGUUGCAUUUCAGGUGUACAGGUCAGAUGAUGCUGAGAAUAUUGGCUAUGUGAUUCCCACAACCGUUGUUUCACAUUUUCUAAAUGACUAUGAAAAAAACGGAAAGUACACAGGGUUUCCUUGUCUGGGUGUACUACUUCAGAAAUUGGAGAAUCCAGCACUUAGAGAAUGUUUAAACGUACCUUCAAAUGAGGGCGUAUUGAUACGGGCAGUUGAACCAACAUCACCUGCAAAUCAAGUCUUGAAAGCGGGAGAUGUUAUUGUAAGCUUUGAUGGUGUAGCUGUGGCAAAUGAAGGAACUGUACCUUUUCGAUUCUCAGAGCGUAUUGCAUUUGGAUAUCUCAUCAGUGAAAAAUAUACAGGUGACACGGCAGAGAUUGGUAUUAUUCGAGAAGGAAAGAAAAUGAAUGUUAUUACAACUUUGAAGCCUCGUGUACAUCUUGUGCCAUAUCACAUCGAAGGAGUACAACCUUCAUAUCUCAUUGUUGCAGGACUAGUGUUUACACCUCUUUCCGAACCAUUAAUUGACGAUGAAUGUGAGGAAUCUAUGGGGUUAAGACUAUUAGCUAAGGCUCGAUACUCUCUGCCACAAUUUGAAGGGGAGCAAAUAGUCAUUUUAUCACAGAUUUUGGCCAGUGAAGUUAAUAUUGGAUAUGAAAACAUGAGCAAUCAACAGGUUUUGAAGUGCAACGGGAUCAGAGUAAAAAAUAUAAGGCAUCUUGCUCAUCUUGUGGAUUCAUGCAAAAAUAAAUACUUAAUUUUUGAGUUUGAGGAUAAGUUGCUUGUAGUUUUGGAAAGGCAAGCAGCCUCUCUAAAAACGCCGCAGAUAUUGAAAGACUAUGGUAUUGCAUGUGAAAGAUCCCCUGAUUUAACAGAGCCUUAUGUACUUUCAGAAGAGCAAACUCCUGUAGAAAAUGAAGAUUUGGGUUGUAGCCCUAUAUUAAAUUCACAAAUUGAUUUCAGUGGCAUGCUCUGGGCAUGAGCUGUAUAUUUAUAUGUAAAAUACUGCAGUUUAUUCAUGUCAGGUUGUUGUAAUCUUAUCAGUUAGCAUUCAUGAAAGUCAGAAGUGGAUGGAUUACCUUGAGCAGAUAAUCAUGGUUUCAACAAUUCAAAGUAAUUGUCUUAUUUAAAUGUAUGCAGAAAUGUUCACAUUAGAGAGCUUUCUGCAGAAAUUUUUUCCAUUUUCACAACAUAAAGAUGGAGAGAAGAGGCUUGUGGUGAAAUUCUGAGAAUGGAACAUUCUUUGGAUAAAGGGUACAAAUAAGUCUAUAAAGUUCAUCCAACGUGAUGAGAUCAGAAUUCACCCUUCCCCUCUUUUACCAGGUUUGCUAAGAGGAUGUCACUGAAUUUGUUUUCUUACGGGAUUAAAUUUGGGGUACAACCAGGAAACAUUUUAUACUCUCUACAAUAUUCAAAGAAUCCUGUAUGUAAAAAGAGCCAUUGGAUUGUCAUUCACUUUCUUUGUGUUUUGCAGCGAGAUACCCUUAACCUCUAAGUAGAGAAUUGAUGGGGAAAUAUUCAUUAGGCAUCUUCAUCAAGGAGAUGCUUUCUUUGACUUGAUUUGAAAGAAAAAUACUUUUCCCUGAAAUGUUUGUAAUUUUUCACAGCAACACCUCAAGUAUCUCUAUAAUUCAAUGAAAAAAUUCAAAUUAUCAUGAA
Messenger RNA from Cryptomeria japonica (Japanese cedar), 2800 nucleotides. RefSeq names its product protease Do-like 2, chloroplastic. The transcript is spliced from 21 exons. Gene Ontology annotation, molecular function: serine-type endopeptidase activity; protein binding. The coding region runs from base 225 to 2123 and encodes 632 amino acids. Lineage: Eukaryota; Viridiplantae; Streptophyta; Pinopsida; Cupressales; Cupressaceae. The record is from RefSeq and is a predicted model, not a curated record. Gene Ontology annotation, biological process: proteolysis.